This is a messenger RNA of Paralichthys olivaceus (Japanese flounder), 2733 nucleotides long. It is a transcript of the gene sprtn, whose product is annotated as SprT-like N-terminal domain. The record is from RefSeq and is a predicted model, not a curated record. NCBI's taxonomy places the organism in Eukaryota, Metazoa, Chordata, Actinopteri, Pleuronectiformes, Paralichthyidae. Gene Ontology annotation, molecular function: metalloendopeptidase activity; single-stranded DNA binding; polyubiquitin modification-dependent protein binding. Gene Ontology annotation, cellular component: nucleus. Gene Ontology annotation, biological process: DNA repair.
GAGGGACACCGGAAGUUUUUGGCGGCUGUGAGCAAACGUCAACAAGAAGAAAAGAUGGAGUCAUUCUAGACGUUAUCACAGUUUACUGAGAUAUUUGAACAGAACGUGCAUUGGACAGAUGCCACCCGAGGUGAGCUAACGUCCGUCAGCUGGUUAAUGACUUCCUGUUGUCAUGGAGGAGGAUUUCCUGCUCGCGCUGCAGCUGCAGGAGCAGUUUGACACCGAGUACCAGACGUCGUCGUUCCCGUCGAACCGUCUCGAUGAUGUCGGACAGAGCAGCAGCAAGAAGCGGAGGCUGGACGUGUCCUCCUCCGGCACCGGCGGCGAGGUCGUCCCCCGCUGGGAGAAGCCCGAGAGGCCGCUGUCCAUCGUGGACGAGUCCUGGGAGACGCUGGACCCCAGCCCCGAUGUCCGGGCCAUGUUCCUGGAGUUCAACCACACGUUCUUCUGGGGGAAGCUCAGCGGCGUGGAGGUGAAGUGGAGCCGCCGAAUGACGCUAUGUGCUGGUGUGUGUUCGUACGAGGGCCGAGGUGGACUGUGUUCCAUCAGACUCAGUGAACCUCUGCUGAAACUGAGACCCAGAAAAGACCUGGUUCAGACUCUCCUCCAUGAAAUGAUUCACGCCCUCCUGUUCGUGACCCAGAACAACAGAGACAGAGACGGUCACGGACCUGAGUUCUGCAAACAUAUGAAUCGUAUCAACGAUGCCACUGGAACGAAUAUCACCAUCUACCACAGCUUCCACGAUGAGGUUGAUGUGUACCGGCAGCACUGGUGGCGGUGCAACGGGCCCUGCCAGAACCGCAAGCCCUUCUUUGGCUACGUGAAGAGGGCCAUGAACCGGGCUCCGUCGUCUCUGGACCCCUGGUGGGCGGACCACCAGAGGACGUGUGGCGGGACUUACACCAAGAUCAAGGAGCCUGAAGGAUAUGGCAAGAAAGGCAAGAAGGAUGGUAAAAAGGACGGGAAGACGUUAAUUAAGGAGACCUCUGGAAGUGGCAAACCUUCCAGUACAGCUACAGUUUCUGGAUCACAGGAUAUAAGGAACAUUAUCCCGUUUACCGGUAAAGGCUUCCUUCUCGGGGGGAAGUCGCAGACCUCCACGUCUUCCUCCCCAUUUCACAAACCAACAGUUCCUCCUGUGAAAACACCAUCGUCCAGCCCAGUCUCCUCUCCUCCCAAGAAACUCUUCCCCCCCUCGUCCCCGGCUAAAAGUCUCACUUCGCCUGUACGCUCUGGAAUCUCCGGUGCUUUUCCCUCCACGGGCCAAAAGCCGCCUAAAAAGAGGUCGGUGGGUAACACGCGUGUGUUUGUCAACAUCAACGGGUCACCGGUUAGAAUCCUUAAACCACACAGCAACAGCAACAGAAGCCAAGGAGCAGAGACAACAAAGCAAAAGUCCAUCCAGGACGUUUUUAACAGCAUAGGCGUCAGAAAAUCAGGGAGCCACUCCUCAAAUACUGAGACUAAAAGAGACUCGCUGACAUCGCCAAAGACGAGCGCUACCUCAGUCUCUUCACUGAUUCCUAAACAACAAAGUUCCUCCUCUGCCAGCACGCCUACGCCAGGUCCAACUGUAGCUUUAAACAGAGACAGCACCGAUAAACCAACACAGUCAAAAUAUUUCAACAGUGACAGUACGUCAGGUGCAGCUGGCGGGGGUCAGAACCCGAGGAAGAGGCCGUGGGACAACAGCUCAGCCAGCAUCUUUGACUUCUUCCAGAAAACAUUAGGCGCCGAAUCAUCAGCGUCAGGGGAGUCGGUAAAGACAAGAUCACCUGCAGUGCAGCAAAGACCUGUUACUGCUACAGCCACCACUUCUUCCUCCUCCUCCUCCUCCUCCUCAUCCUCCUCCUCCUCGCUGAUGGUCAGCUGUCCCGUGUGCCAAGCGAAGGUGCAGGAGUCAAAGAUCAAUGAGCAUCUUGACUCCUGUCUCUGCUGAGGAGAAAAAAAACGAACUUCCAAAUAUCCGAGAGAAGUUUCAGGGAAUUAGUUUUAACAUUUGCCUUUUUGUGGUAUUAACAACUUUUGGUUUUAAUACAUGGUUUAACUUCCAAGUGAGAUUGUUUUUUCAUACACAUAAUACAAUAAUACACAUUCUUCUCUUAUCACAAGUGCCGGCUGACAGCCCAAUGCUUUAGCAUUUUAAGAAAGCAUCAGGGUUUAACAGAUAAUGUAAGUUCACUGAGUUUUCAGUUUCAUCAGGAAAAAACAUUUCCAGUAAAUCCUCAGGUUUGUGUGUUUUAUCAGAAUGUGAAGCACUGUGGUUUUCACUGCAUGGAAUACGUCAUUCUAACACUAUUUUCUAUCGUAUUGAUCAGCAAUCAGUGACAGUUCCAGUAUGUUGUGAAAACUGCUGCAGGUAUUUUUGCCUCCUCUGUGGGUGGAUGGGCUGAUUUUAGUCCGAUGUGUCCUUCAGACAUCAGGAGACACCGACUGACCCCUGCUGAUCUGCAGGAAUCACAUUUCACACUCGCUAGCUGUUUAUUUCCACUUCGCUCUGACACCGAACACUGCGUCCGUCCGCAGGGUCGGGCUCUGUGAGGGUUUCUGAAUAUUCCAUAGUCAUGCUGCAAUACUGAUGUUCACAUUUACAGUAAAACACAGGAGGGUGGUUUACACUUUUAUUAUUUGUACGUGAAAUGUGAAGAUUACUGCAAAAACAUCCGAAUUUUAUACGUUUAAGUUCUUUGUUCAUGGUUUUGUUGCUAAUAAAAAUAUUUUAUUGUUCAA